This is a messenger RNA of Danio rerio (zebrafish), 2381 nucleotides long. It is a transcript of the gene slc5a11, whose product is annotated as solute carrier family 5 member 11. Gene Ontology annotation, biological process: transmembrane transport; myo-inositol transport. Gene Ontology annotation, cellular component: apical plasma membrane; membrane. The record is from RefSeq and is marked provisional. Lineage: Eukaryota; Metazoa; Chordata; Actinopteri; Cypriniformes; Danionidae. Gene Ontology annotation, molecular function: transmembrane transporter activity.
GAAACACUGGAUUUGAUCACAGGAGACCCUACAGUUCUGUUUAAAUGGCCUAUUCACUAGGAUAAAGUCUUCUAUGUUUUUCUGACACGUUGCUCAGAGACACGCGCCUGAGAAACUCCCUGGCCUCAUGGCUGCCACUGAGGCUCCCGAUGCGUCUCCUACUCCCACCAGUGAUGGCACAGCACAACAGACCACCCUCGCCACCACAGAUAUAGUGGUGCUUGUCAUCUACUUCCUCUUGGUACUGGCUGUGGGCUUGUGGUCCAUGUGGAAGACCAAGAGGAGCACAGUGGAUGGAUAUUUUCUAGCUGGCAAAAACAUGACUUGGUGGCCAGUGGGUGCGUCUCUGUUUGCCAGUAAUGUGGGCAGUGGUCACUUCAUUGGUCUUGCUGGCUCUGGGGCAGCAGCUGGUAUCGGUGCCGUCGCUUACGAAUGGAAUGGCAUGCUGAUGGUGCUUGUCAUGGGUUGGCUGUUUUUACCCAUCUAUAUUGCAUCAAGGGUCACAACAAUGCCUGAGUAUUUAAAGAAACGUUUUGGGGGCAAAAGGAUACAGUUAUUUCUUUGUGUUUUAUAUCUAUUUAUCUACAUCUUCACCAAAAUAUCAGUAGACAUGUACGCAGGAGCUGUGUUCAUCCAGCAGGCUCUGCAGUGGAAUAUUUACCUCGCUGUGGUUUUGCUUCUGGGCAUUACUGCUCUGUACACUAUCGCAGGUGGUCUGGCAGCAGUGAUCUACACUGAUGCGGUUCAGACCAUCAUCAUGGUGAUCGGAGCCCUGAUCCUCAUGGGCUUCAGUUUUGCAGAAGUUGGGGGAUUUGAAGCUGUCCUGGACAAGUAUCCUCAAGCUAUUCCCUCCAUCCGAGUGCCCAACACCACCUGUGGAAUCCCUCGUGACGAUGCUUUUCAUAUUUUCCGUCACCCUGUGACCUCUGACCUGCCCUGGCCUGGAGUAAUCCUAGGCAUGUCCAUACCAUCCAUGUGGUACUGGUGUUCUGACCAGGUGAUAGUGCAGCGUUCACUAGCAGCUAAGAAUAUUCUGCAUGCUAAAGGGGGAUCUCUGCUGGCCGCUUACAUCAAAGUUUUGCCCUUCUUCAUGAUGGUGAUCCCAGGCAUGAUCAGCAGAAUACUUUACCCAGACGAGGUGGGCUGUGGAGACCCGGAGGUGUGUAAAGAAGUUUGUGGGAAUUCGGUGGGCUGCUCGGACAUCGCUUAUGCUAAGCUGGUCAUGGAGCUCCUUCCUGCAGGUCUGAGGGGUUUAAUGAUGGCGGUGAUGUUGGCUGCGCUCAUGUCCUCUUUGACCUCUAUAUUCAACAGCUCCAGCACUAUUUUCACCAUGGACCUGUGGAGGAACAUCCGUCACACUGCCUCUGAGUGGGAGCUCAUGAUUGUGGGAAGGGUGUUUGUACUGGUGUUAGUGGUGGUGUCGGUGCUGUGGAUUCCUCUGGUUCAGGCCAGUCAGGGCGGGCAGCUCUUCAUCUACAUCCAGUCCAUCAGUAUGUACCUGCAGCCCCCCAUAACGGUCAUCUUUGUGGCUGGAUGCUUCUGGAAACGGACCAAUGAGAAGGGGGCAUUUUGGGGUCUAAUGGUGGGAAUGGCAGUUGGUUGUACGCGGAUGAUACUGGAUUUCAUCUAUCCCACACCGCAGUGCUACGAGAGCGACACCAGGCCUGACAUCAUCAAAUACGUUCACUUCCUCUACUUCUCCAUCAUUCUUACUAUCCUCACGCUUGUCGUGGUGGUGUGUGUCAGUCUGGCCACGGAAAAACCCAAACCAGAACAGAUCAGUCGGUUGACAUGGUACACGCGCUUUGAUGCGGUAAUAGAAAGUGAAGAGGUCGUGUCUUCAGAGCUCUAUACCAUCGACAACGACAUAAAAGUCAGAGAAAAUGAAGCACUUCCUGCCAAAGAAGAUUCCAGCGGUUCGGUGUCCAGCAAUGCAGGCUCGUCUAAACUGAAGUCUGCUCUCUUCUGGCUGUGUGGAAUGGAGAAGCAGACAGAAAAGUCCUCUUCAUCUCCUGCUCCUCCAGACGCUGCCAUGUGUUCCCUGGAGGAAGAGCCCUGUAUGAAACACGUGGUCAAUGCAAACCUCAUCAUCUGUGUGUCAGUGGCCGUCUUUCUCAUCGCCUACUGGGCAUAGAGACACUCCUCCUUCAUAAUUUAUUUGUACUGCAAAAGUCAGCUUUAUGGAGUUUGAUGAUUACUAAAUUCUGCGUAAACUGGUAAAGUCUAGAUCAGUGGUUCUCAAACGUUUUUCAUCAAGUACCACCUCGGAAAAUAAUUGUCUCUCCAAGUACCCCCAUAAUGAUGAGAAAGAAUAAUUCCUAAUAUUAAAAAUAUUUAUUAUUGUCAGCCACCUUAAACAUAAUAAAUAGUCUGAACAUUAA